CGACAGUACCGAGCAGACGUUAGUAUAACAUUUGGUGGGCAAAUGCAUUCACAAGGUAUAACUACGACCGGUUCUAUAAACUGCGAUGCAAGGUGUGAUCUCGGGCAAUUGUUCUACUACAAAAUGAGAAAAAACGAAAUAUUCUACUCCAAAAUCUUUGUUGACGGAGCUAAGUGUGAUUGGUGGGCUGAAUCACUGUGA
Cylicostephanus goldi is the source of this 201-nucleotide messenger RNA. The record is from the annotation of a GenBank genome assembly. NCBI's taxonomy places the organism in Eukaryota, Metazoa, Nematoda, Chromadorea, Rhabditida, Strongylidae.